GCCCAGCCCGCUCUGGGCAGAAAGACCCAGGAACGAGAGGAGGCAGCGGGUGUGAAGUCAGGCCUCGCAGGGGCAAGAAGGAAACCAUCCAAAGCCAGCUGGUCUGGCUUUGAAAAAGCAAAGCAUUGAGAGGGAGGCAAGUGAGAGAGAGAGCAAGAAAGAAAGAGAGUCAGCAGGAGAGAGAGAGAGAGAGAGAGAGAGAGAGAAAAGAGGCUGAGGGAAAAAUAAGAGAGUUUUUAUGUUGAGGGAAAAGAAAGGUAAACGUCCACACCUGAGGACUCAGCCUGAACAGCAGGUUCUGUGAAGGCUUUUGUGGCAAGAAAGAAACAGGACAGCUUUUUUCUCAAGGAGGAGAAAUCAGCAGGAAGCUCAAACAAGAGAGGAGCAUUGAAGAAAAGGACGAGUGCAAGAAAGACAGAGAGAGAAGGAAAGAGAGAUACAAAGGAAGCAAAAGGCUGGAGCUGGAUAUUCUUGAUCCUGCAAAGAGGAUAUUGCUGCUUUGAUAGUGGGAUUGCUGUGUGUCACGACAAGAGAAGCUGUGAGACAGACUGAUAAAACAAGCGAGAGAAGACGAAGGCUGAGAGGAAGACAGCGGCGAGAGAGUGAGAGAGACUACAAUGUGCUAGGAGGGGCGAAGGAACACAAGCUUGGGUGUUUUUCUGAUAUUCUCGUGGUGUCAGAGAGACAAAACAGAACGCAAAGAUGGGACGGAAGAAGAUACAGAUCACGCGGAUCAUGGAUGAGAGGAACAGGCAGGUCACCUUCACGAAGAGGAAGUUUGGCUUGAUGAAGAAAGCUUACGAACUGAGUGUAUUAUGUGACUGUGAGAUAGCCCUGAUCAUAUUCAACAGCUCAAACAAACUCUUUCAGUACGCGAGCACUGACAUGGACAAAGUCCUGCUUAAAUACACAGAGUACAACGAGCCCCACGAGAGCAGAACCAACUCGGAUAUCGUCGAGAAACUAAGAAACAAAGGACAUAAUGACUGUGGCAGCCCAGACCCUGAUGAUGGUUUUGGGCACAGUCCCCUUGCGGAUGACCGUUACGGCAAACUAAGCGAAGCGCUAAACAAGAAAGAACACAGAGGCUGUGAUAGCCCGGACCCCGAUGCCUCAUAUGUCCUCACCCCUCACACUGAAGAGAAAUAUAAAAAAAUUAAUGAGGAGUUUGAUAAUAUGAUGAGAAAUCAUAAAAUCCCCGCGGGACUGCCCCAGCAAAACUUCUCCAUGCACGUGACCGUGCCGGUCAGCAACCCCAACGUCAUGUCCUACAACCCAGGUGCGGCAUCCCUGGGCUCCCAGGCCCUGGCGGCGGCCGCCGCCUCCCUGAACGAGAGCGGGAUGCUGUCCCCUCCACAUGCCUCCCUCCACAGGAACGUGGUGUCUGGCGGGGGCCCCCAGCGACCCCCCAGCACCGGCAGCGCAGGUGCCAUGCUGGGUCCCCCUGACCUGUCUGUGCCAAACGGCGUAGGCUCCAGCCCGGCCGGAAAUGGCUUUGUCAACCCGAGAGGUUCCCCUGGGCUGCUGGGUAACCCCAGUGGCAACGGUCUGGGGAAGGUGAUGCCCACAAAGUCCCCCCCACCACCAGGGGGCAACAUGGGCAUCAACAGCCGCAAGCCCGACCUGAGAGUAGUCAUCCCCCCGUCCAGCAAAGGCAUGAUGCCCCCACUGUUCGGGGUGGGACAGUCAGAGGAAGAGGAAAUGGAGCUGAGCACCCAAAGGAUAAGCAGCUCCCAGUCCAACCAGCCCCUGGCCACCCCAGUGGUGUCCGUCACCACCCCCAGCCUGCCUCCCCAGGGCCUGGUCUACUCAGGCAUGCCCACUGCCUACAAUACUGAAUAUUCCCUGAGCAGCGCUGAGCUCUCGUCUCUGCAAGGCUUUGGCUCUCCAGGGCUCUCUCUGGGCUCCAUGUCGGCAUGGCAACAACACCAACUGGGCCAGGCAGCUCUCAGCUCGUUGGUAGGUGGCGGUCACUUACCUCAAGGCUCCAACCUCUCCAUCAACACCAGCCAGAAUGUCAACAUCAAGUCCGAGCCCAUCUCACCCCCACGCGAGCGCCUCACCCCGUCCGGCUUUGCCACCCAGCAGCAGCAGCAGCAACAGCAGCAGCAACAGCAGCAGCAGCAGCAGCAGCAGGUGGCCCCGUCCAGCCGGCCGGACAUGGGCCGCUCGCCGGUGGACAGCCUCAGCUCGUCCUGCUCUUCAUACGACGGCAGCGACCGCGAGGACCACCGGACCGACUUUCACUCCUCACUGGCCGGGCUGGGCGGCGGAGGCGGCGGCGGUGGCGGGCGGCCCCCGGCCGGGGGCGACGAGCGCGAGAGUCCCUCUGUAAAGCGCAUGCGCAUGGACACCUGGGUCACAUAAAAGAGCCCCGUGGUGGACAGCGCCCUCUGGUGGGCCGUCCGGGUAACAGCUGGCUGGAAACUCACAUCUGGACCUUCUUUGGGCCCUAACUGGCCCAGAGGGGGAGAUGGAUCCAGCUAGCUGUUAGCAGGACGGCUGGAGGGAGGAGAGGGAGUGGGCUGAGCCAGAGAGGGAGGGGGGCGAGGGGCCGACACGACACGGGGACGGGGGUCAUUGUUGUUGUUGUUGUUGUUGUUAUUAUUACUAUUAUUAUAAUUAUUAUUAUUUAACUUCAUUUCAUUUUGUAAAGUAGGUCAAGUGGUGGAGGAGAGAGUUGAGAAGAUGUCUUGACAUAUCUAAAUUUAAAACCAGCCAAGUCAAAGUGGGAAAAUCAAGUCAAGUGGUCAGGCUGAAUUAUGUGCUCAAGCAGGAGUUAUCAGGUACUCAGCGCAGGUCAGGUUUUCUGCAGGACCCCUUGUUUGAGGAGGGAAAAAAACAAAAAAACAAAGUAUAUAUAUAUAUUACAAAACUCUAGAUAACUGUAGUCACUGGUCCAGUCAGGCACUUACCUGUAGUAGCUGUUUUUUGCUGUUAAUCUUUUGCAAGUUUUCAAGCAAUCAGUGCAAGUAGGAGAGUGGCUUUCUGUCAGAUGGCUCUUGCCUUUGUUUUUGAAUAUUGUGUAACUUUAUGUCCCCAUAAGCUUUUUUGAAGUGAACAGACAACUCAUUGUCUAUUGAAAUAUUUGACUUUAUCAAUUUAAAUUUGGGAAGUGUAUGUCAUGAGAUAUGGUGAGGAGGAUGUGUUGGUAUCUAAAUAUUUUUCCCAGUAAUAACACAAUAUCAGCGAAUAAGGAAACGGACAGACACAUCAUAUGACAUACUUCACAUGGUUGUUUUAUGUAAUUGGAAACUACACAGAAACACUUUUUAUUGGUACCUUUUUUGCGACUUCAAAUGAAUGGGAAAAUCUAUUUAAGCCAUGAAAUCUAGACCAGUUGAACUGGCAUCAAUAGCAAGCUAUUCUUACUCACCUCAAACAACUUAAUGGUAUCGUAAGCCAAAGCUGUAUGUUUUUUGGUGUUUGGAGAUAACUAACAUUUGUAACUCCAGACAAUUAUUUUCUUUUUCAGUUCUGUUAUAAUUGUGCUUUGUUGCAUACAGUACAAAAAUAUCAUGCAAACCAGAUCUUGAAACAAUAUUGAAAGCCAUGAACACCUGAUGUUCUGUUUGUAAAUUAAAAAUUUGAGCCAAACAUUUUUUGUUUUGUAUAUAGCAACUUUAAUAUAUAUCACCUUCGGUGUAAGUACGUAUGUAUUGUACCUUCACCAGAUUCAAGGAAAAAAAAGUAUAUUUUUGUGGAUUACAGCCAGAUUUACAAGGCGAUAUCCUUAUUAAGUAGAGUAUUCACUGGUUCAUAUUUACUAUUUUGUUAACAAUACUGUACUUUCUUCAAAACUGAAUUAUUAUCGUUAAUAAUCAAAGUGUUUUUAUUUUAAAGAAGGUAGUUUUUGGGGUCGUGUUCCCUUUAAUGGUGGUGAAUGUCUGUCCAUACAAAAAUUGUAAUAACCGUGCUGUAAGUUUAAAGCAUCACUCUAUCUUUAUUUUCUAAGUCUUGUUUUUUUGUAAAAGAUAAUCAUGUUAAAGAACAUCUGGUUUCUUUCCUACAGCGAUUGUGUUUAGGACAGGUCCAAGGCUGCUGAAUACACUGCCUUUCAAACCACAUGGUCCCAUAUUGGCAUCGCUUAUUAUUAUUAAUUUGCCUAAUUCAAGACACAUAUCGAAGACUUUGUUCAAGAAAUUACCCCCCAAAUUAUUUAUAAACCAAUGGGUGCACCAUUUUGUUUUCUUGGUUAUUUUUGCCAUAUACUUUCAUAUACAAUCCACACCAAUUGAACAUGUGCACAAAACUGUUUAUUGUAAAUAUCCUAGCAUUGUGUAACUAUCUGCAUUCAAUAUGUACAGGACACAUUUUUCCUUUUUAUUUGUUUUUGCAAAUUUGGCUCAAUAGACUGUCAUCAGCAUCAAAUUCCCUUGAUGACCAGUAGACAUUAUACAAAAAAAUCUUAUUUGUAACAAAGCAUUUCCCCCAAAUGAAAAAGGCCUUCUAUAGUGCUAGAACACGGGAGGCCAUAAUUCUACUCCCUACCUGGCUGCAGUUGCUUGGCUAUGAGCACCUGAGUCUCCUCACUCCAUGUAAUACAGCUUUUGUUAAGCUGGUCCUGGCUUGCAUCAUUUCUCUCCCCCACCAACCCCCUCCACAUAUCAGGAAACCCUGAAUCGGACCCUGGCCGGGUGUGGUGCAGGUCAGCCAGGCCUGUAUCCAUCCAGGUGUGUAGGGGCGUCCAGUGUCAGCUGCAAUAGCCCACACACACCCCGCUACUCUACCGGUGGAAAAAAAAGAGUCAGGGGAUUCAGCAGCUACAGUCAGAAACCUACACAAAAUGGUGACAUAUUUGACAUGAUCUCACUGCUGGAUUGCUUGUUUUUAUUGUGAAACAAACAAACAAACAAAGUUUGCUGUAAUCAAAAGGAGUCUCUCUUUACAUUUCCUAUCUAUUUCUGUGUGUGAUACCAUAGGCAGAUAUAUAUAUAUAUAGAUAUACCUCCCUUUUUUGUCCUCACAAGUGAACAAAACGCAAGCUAUGCGAGCAUCUUGCGAUCAGCCGAUAUUGAUCUAUGCAGUCAUCAGACAAAACACAGGCCCACAGGCUCCCCUGGCUUCUCUUAAGUGAUGUCUUUCUCUCUCCCUUAUAGCUGGGUGUAGUUUAUAUGCUCAGGCAUUUAACAGUGGGGGAAAAUGACUGUUAACCUCUCCCUUAAGUGCUUGCAUCUUCUCAUUGGUGGAACUAUCAUACAUACCAUUCGAAUGGCAACAAUUUCUAUAGUCACCUCAGUGUUGAACAUGUUAUUGAUGUGAGCUUUUCAAUCAGUACCUGUAGAUUUACCUCAAGGAAAUUUCCAGAUGACACACCAUUUAAUUUUUGCAUACUGAGUCACAAUAUUUUAAGAGACCUCAUCAAUCCAACCAAACACAAUCAAAGCCUUUUUAUAUACAAAAGCAAUAAUCCCGUAGCUCAUGGUAUGGCUUAAUGGCACUAUCAGUAUCACCACAACAGUUUGCUUUUGUUGUUCUUCAAACAUUUUCACAAACUCACACACACAUACACACAGGCAUUCGGACAUUUGCAUGCACUCACUAUGCACAAAAUGCUCAAUUGGAUAUCAGGGACUUUCUCUAGUUUCAUCAUAAAUGCACAGUCAGUGGGUAGCCUUAUUCCAAAGAAGCUGGUUACAUGAAUCACCAUGGAUCACAUGUGGCCCUUGUUUGAUCAUGGUUUGACAACACUUUUUUGGUGCUGUCAGACUAGUAAGCCACACACACAUCACAUGAAAUACAUAGCAAAUCUAAAGAGACCCCAGUGCUCCUUUGGUCUGUGUGCUGUGUCAGAUAUCAUGCACAAUUAUUGAAUGUGAAAAGGAAGGGAUAUGUGAAAAAACAAGGAACGAAGGACGAUUUGUAGAUGACUUUCUUCACUUUGCUGUGCAAGAGUACACUGCUUUGCUUAAUGGCUUUUCUAAACAGAACUAUAUGUAUUUGGUAAUUGUUUGUAGUUACUAGUUCACUUCAAGAAGCUGUUUGCGGUUUGUCUGCUCAAACCGUUUGGCGGCACAAGCUGGACUUUGUUGCCAUGAAUGAAACAACAUGUUUCAGGAAGAAGAAAAAAAAUCAAGAGAUAAUUUUAAGUUAAUCUGCAUUAUAUUUCCCUUGAAUGUGUUGUUUUAUCUUCACUAUACAAUAAAUAUUCUAGUGAACUUUUUAUCGAAUGACUAAGAUAUUAUGCUAGAGAUUGUUGUACAAAUUUGUAUUCUGCAUUCACUAAAGUAAAGAUAUUGGCUUUUACUGUGUAAUAUAGGUCCUCUCGCUUAUUCUGUACAAACUGAAGUGGGCAACUAUGAAUCUGAUGUGACUUUGUGACGUCCAUCAUGUGAAGUCUCCAAUAACAGAACCUGUCAGCUCAAUUAAAACAUCAAUGUACUCCCAAA
Alosa sapidissima (American shad) is the source of this 6389-nucleotide messenger RNA. It is a transcript of the gene mef2aa, whose product is annotated as myocyte enhancer factor 2aa. The record is from RefSeq and is a predicted model, not a curated record. The transcript is spliced from 13 exons. NCBI's taxonomy places the organism in Eukaryota, Metazoa, Chordata, Actinopteri, Clupeiformes, Clupeidae. Gene Ontology annotation, biological process: positive regulation of transcription by RNA polymerase II; cell differentiation; heart development. Gene Ontology annotation, molecular function: protein dimerization activity; DNA-binding transcription factor activity, RNA polymerase II-specific; RNA polymerase II cis-regulatory region sequence-specific DNA binding. The coding region runs from base 703 to 2367 and encodes 554 amino acids.